Molecule: messenger RNA, 1765 nt
Organism: Spea bombifrons (plains spadefoot toad)
Lineage: Eukaryota; Metazoa; Chordata; Amphibia; Anura; Pelobatidae
Gene: NUF2
Product: NUF2 component of NDC80 kinetochore complex
Exons: 14
Coding region: 98-1486 (462 amino acids)
Biological process (GO): kinetochore organization; attachment of mitotic spindle microtubules to kinetochore; mitotic spindle organization
Cellular component (GO): kinetochore; Ndc80 complex
Molecular function (GO): protein-containing complex binding
Source: RefSeq, a predicted model, not a curated record
GGGCAGGGGGCGAGGCUGAAAUUUCAAAUAUACCCGGUAAAAGAACGGCUGCGGCGGAGGCAACGGAACUUGAGCGUUUUAAAUAACAAAUACAGUGAUGGAUAAGCUGACCUUUCCCUCUAUUCCGGCCACGGAUCUGGUAAACUUUUUACGCCAGUACGUUCUGACUGGAACCGAAUCCAAAAACUUCAGCAAAGCUGAUAUUUUUCCCAAUCCAAAGCCUGAAGUGAUGCAAAGGCUCUACAUGAGAAUCCUGCAGCAAGUGUUUAAUUAUGGAGUGGAGCGCUUCUAUAUGGUGCCUAUGAAUCUUGACAUCCAGUAUCCAGAUAUCGUUGAAGGCUUUGCUCCUGUGGCACAUAUUCUAAAACACAUGGCACGCUUCAUGCCAAUGUGUCGAGUGUAUGAUUUCCACCCAUCAGAUGUCUUAAAUCCAAAAGGAAAGCGGACACUGCACUUGCUGAGUGGGAUUGUAAACUUCAUGCACUUCAGGGAAACUCGGAAGAGUGUUUACUCUGAAUAUUGCUUGAGCUAUAGAGCUGCUUUGGAGAACAUGCAUCACUUGCAGAAAGCAAAUCAAGAAGCUGAAGCCAAGAUAGAGAAACUUAUGACAGUUCCACCAGAACAACAGGCGGAGUUUAAAGCACUGUCUUCCGACAUUCAUGAUCUACAGCAGACCAUAAGCCAGGAAUAUCGUGCAAAAGAUAUGUCUUUUCAAGACAAAAUAGCACAUCAAAAAACAGAUUUUACUGAAAAGAAUAAGAAGCUGAGUCAACAUAAGCUAGCUAUUGCCACUAUGAAAGAGGAACAAGAACGCAUGAAAUCCCAAAUUGUGGAAUCUCCGGAGCAGCGCAAAAGUAAGACCGAGAGGAUGAAGGAAACGGUACACAAACUGAAGCAAUCCAGGCAAGAAGCGAGUGAGAAAUGCGAUUACUACAGGGAACGAGUCACCAUUGCUAGUCUGUGGCAGUCUGAUGUGCAAGGCUACAUAAAGAAACUUCAGAGUGUUGAGGCAAACUUGGAGAUGCACAGGAAAAUCCAGGAGGAGAUCAGACAGAGUGAAGAGCAGAUUGUUAAAUUCAAUCUUGAGUUAAAGGCCUUCUCUAAUGAGGAUGCACAGCUGAAAAGAACCAUUCAACUCAAGAAAGAGAAGCUUCUAAAACUGUACAUUAAAAGUAAGAAGAAGCAGGAGGAUUUUAACCAACAGAAGCAGGAAAUCCUUGAAAUUUGCAGUCAUAUCCAGGAGAAGAGACAAGCUAUGCAUGGACGUGUGGCUCAAGUAAUGCAAGAAAUUCAACAAACAACCAGCAAAAAAGAGGAGCUCCAAGAAACGUGUGAAAAAGAAAAUAAGAAGUAUCAGGAGGUUAUUACGGACUUCAGAGCUGCGUUGGAGAAAUACCAUGACAGUUUGCAGAAGGCAUCUGAUCGGAGCUCAGAGCGAAGAAGAGAGAUGAUUGCAGAACUGAAUCGGAGGUUGAGUCGCCGAUAGCAACAUGGUGCUUGGCAUUAGCGUUUUUUUGUAUAUAUUUCUGUUUUGUAUAAUAAAGCUUGCUGUUUGUGUUACGUUCAUGUAGUAGUCACCACUGUACAUACGCUUGACUAUUGCAUGCAGAGCUGAUGCAAACUAGAAUGUUUAAAAGGGGCACUCUGUAUCUUCUGUUAAAGAAUUACCCUAGCAUCUAUUAAGCAAAACCUAUACAAUUGUAGAAAAAAGGCACAUAUUAUGUACUAACUUAACUUUUAUAGAGUAAAGUUUCUAUUUGAAAUA